Molecule: messenger RNA, 1319 nt
Organism: Benincasa hispida (wax gourd)
Lineage: Eukaryota; Viridiplantae; Streptophyta; Magnoliopsida; Cucurbitales; Cucurbitaceae
Product: DNA replication complex GINS protein PSF3-like
Biological process (GO): mitotic DNA replication initiation
Cellular component (GO): GINS complex
Source: RefSeq, a predicted model, not a curated record
UUCAAGUUUCACUCCAAAAUUAAAAUAACUGUUUUCUCCGGCGACGGUGACUGCUCAGACCACCGCGCAACAUAAGGGUAAAAGCAUAACUUUCUACAGCUGCUGACAUCGGCAAAAGAAUAUAACUUUAAUUUUGGAAACGGGCCCUAUUUUCAUUUGAGCCCAAAAUUUUGGGUGAAACAAUCAAAUUUCCCGCGCAAUAAACCCAAAACAACGCGACGCGCGCGAGCGGCAGGAUUUCUCCUUUUUCGACAAGAUUCUCCUUCGGAGACGACGAACCAUCCCGCGACGACGGGUUUCCUCCAGCGUUUUGUGGCUCACGCGUCGUUUACUGUGAUUAUCUUUCUUCCGGCGGGGACCCACGGCGGCACGAGUACCCGACGAAUGUGCAGCAACGAUUGACGGCGUUCCAGUAGUUCGCAGCAGCGUUUCUCUCUCCUUUUUGUCGAACUCCGGCAUUGACCCACACUUCGUUUGGCCUCAAAUCGAAGUACCCACAGUACAUAAGGUUCCGAUCUGCAAAGUUUGGACACUCCAACCAACAAAGAUUGGAGCCGCUUGUGAUCUCUUGCAGAGGUAUUGAACAUUGGAGUAACGUGUUGAAUGCCCUCAGAAAUGACGAGUUAUUAUGAUCUUGAUGACAUUCUGGCAGAGGAAGAGCUUGUCUCAGUUGUGUUCCAAAAGGCAGUUAAUGGAGUUGGAAUUGAUCCCAGUUCUGAAACAGAUUCUGUUGAAUCUGGAUCCAAAGUAGAGCUACCCUUCUGGCUUGCACAAGAGCUGCAUCUUAGACAAGUGGCGGUUAUGGCCUUGCCUUCCUGUUUUAACCAAAGAACACGACUGGAAAUUCAGGCUGAUGCUGCAUUUGUGGAUCUACGAUCUAGAUGCCCAUUCUUCUAUGAAUUUGGAUGCAAGAUUGCACCUCUGGUUGGGGAUAGAACAAUUGGUUCAUGGCUUUUAUCGACGUUCAAGAGUAGGUACAAGGAAGUUCUUACCAAGGCUCACACUGCAGUAUUUGCUGCAAGUUCUAAAUAUUUGACACUUCUGUCAAAUGAAGAAACCAAAAUGUAUGAAGCAGCUCAAUCCUCUAUGACAGCCUUCAAGAAAUGGAGAAUGGGUGGGCCUAGAUUCCAGAAAGCAUCCUUUCUAAGCAGGAAGAGGAAGUCAUCUGAGUAGGCAUUAAUUUGAUCUUAAAUUUAUUUAUUCUAUAUCAAAUAUCUUACAAGUCUGCAUGCCCCUUCCUGGAAAAGUAGUUAUUUAUUCAUAAUUUGCUUAUAAAUCCUUCACGAUUGUAAUUUCAAUGCUUAGUUUUUUUUAAUCAA